Molecule: messenger RNA, 662 nt
Organism: Eurytemora carolleeae
Lineage: Eukaryota; Metazoa; Arthropoda; Copepoda; Calanoida; Temoridae
Exons: 8
Coding region: 77-655 (192 amino acids)
Source: RefSeq, a predicted model, not a curated record
ACCUUAUAUAUGAACUUACCAAGAAAACCUCGAACAUGGAAAAUCACUUUUCAGUAAAAAGCCAGGAUUUUAUAAAAUGUCGUCUUCUUCUGAAGAUCUUGUGAACUCUUUGUUUUCACUGUAUGACAAGUGGGGAACUCAAAAUUAUAUUGGUGAGAAGGUAUCUCAGCUUCAGCAUGCUCAGCAGGUGGCAAGACUAGCUGAAGAUGCAGGUUCAAGUGAGGAUAUAGUUCUAGCUGGCUUCCUUCAUGAUAUAGGCCAUAUCAUUGGACUAGAAGAAGGAUUGAAGAAUAUGGAACAAGACGGUGUUACUCUCGGAACUGCUGAGCAUGAGGAAGUAGGGGAAAAUUAUCUGAGAAAACUGGGGUUUCCGGAAAAAGUUACUCAGUUUGUGAAAGCUCAUGUACAGGCUAAACGGUACCUGGUGUUUAAAAACCCAGAAUACUACAAUACAUUGUCUGAUGCCAGUAAAGGAACACUGAUUUGUCAGGGUGGACCAAUGAGUGUUUCGGAGGCAGAAGUAUUCGAAAACCUGGAGAGUUUUCAGGAUAUCCUGAAUAUGAGAAGUUGGGACGAAAAAGCUAAAAAUCCUAAUAUUCAAAUUAUUUCGAAUGAGAAGUAUAGACAAAUUGCAAUCAGAACAAUAAAUGAAUAAUAUAAAA